ACCCAGGAAAUAAGGGUGGAAAAAAAGAAAAGAAAGCAUGCCAAUUGCCAAAUGAAGUAGAAAGUGAGAGUGCCCUAUUAUGUGCGCAAUUCACCGCCCCACCUAAAGUCUAAGACCACCACCCACCGUACCCCGUCUUCUUCCUCCACCCCCCUUUUUUCCCCUCUUCUUCUUUGCCUAGGAAAAAUUAAGUCUUUUUCAAAGAAACUACUUUUCUUAACUUUUUUUUUUUCCUUCUAUCUCAAAUUUAUUGUCUUAUUUUUCAAUCAAAGAUUUGUUCUUUUCAUUUCUGUUAGCUCUAAUCUUACUACUGAUUCUAUCAUUAAUGUCUUUAGUCCUAUAAAAUCGGGUCUAUUCUUUGAUUAGAUCUCUAUUUUUCUUCCUUGAUUAUCAUCAAAGUUGACACCUUUUUUAUUAUUAAUUAUUAUUGUUGUAGAUGUAUACAAAGAACCCAUCUUUUUCAAUCCCUAAACCAUGUAAACAUCUCUCAAAUUUCAAGCUAAAAAAUGGGUUGAAUUGCUAUUCCCACCUCCAAAAUUUCCUUAAAACAACCCCAAAUGAUAAAUUAAGCUUAACCCAUUGCAAAAAUGAGGUACCCAGAUGUGAAUUUUGUUCUGGGUAUAAUGGUAGAUUUUACUUUUGCUUAAUCUGUUCUGAAAUUUCUUGUUGUUUAACCCCAGAUUCAAAUCAUGCUCAUUUGCAUUCUGACUCAAAUAAAGGCCAUGAAAUAGCUGUUGAUCUUGAUAGGGCUGAAUUAUAUUGUUGUGUGUGUUGUGAUCAGGUGUAUGAUCCUGAUUUUGAUAGGGUUUUGGUGUCACAAAAAUUUGAGGGAAUGAAAAACCAAAAAGUUGUUACUAGUAGUAUUAGAAAGGUAUCAUUAGUUGAGUUAGAUUUGAUGAAAUCCAAACAAUUGAUUGUUGUAAGGCGAGAUCCGAGGUCGAAAAUGGUUUAUCCUUUAGGAUUGAGGGGUUUGAACAAUUUGGGUAGUACUUGUUUUAUGAACUCUGUGUUGCAGGCAUUGCUUCAUGCUCCUCCUUUGAAGAAUUACUUCUUGAGUGAUCGACAUCAUAGAAAAUUUUGUAGAAAAAGAUCAGCUGAUCAACUUUGUUUGCCUUGUGAUAUUGAUGGUCUUUUUUCUGCUGUGUUUUCUGGUGAUCGCACUCCUUAUAGCCCUGCUCAGUUUCUUUACAGUUGGUGGUUGCACUCAGAAAAUCAUGCAACAUAUGAGCAACAGGAUGCACAUGAAUUCUUUAUAUCAAUUCUUGACCAAAUACAUGAGAAAGAAUCCAAGAACUUGAAGCUGACAGGAGAUGUAAGGGACUGUGAGUGCAUUGCACAUAGGGCGUUUUCCGGCCUUUUGCGAUCGGAUUUGUCUUGCACAGUAUGUGGAUCCACUUCAACCACCUACGAUCCUUGCAUGGACAUCUCCCUUGACUUGGAUAGCCAAACAGCCCAAGCGAGUAGCAGCGUCAACAUGGCGACACUUUCGAGUUGCCUGUAUCAUUUUACAAGGUCCGAGAAGCUGGGAUCUGAUCAGAAGCUUUAUUGUGAAAAUUGUCAAGAAAGGCAGGAAUCAUUGAAACAAAUGUCAUUCAAACAACUGCCCUUGGUGCUGUGCCUGCAUAUUAAAAGGUUUGAGCACUCCCUUGCUCGGAAAGUAUCCAAAAAGAUAGACCAAUACCUACAGUUCCCCUUCUCCUUAGACAUGGCCCCAUAUCUGUCAUCCACAAUAGUCAGAAACAGGCAUGGAAAUAGAAUGUUUGCUUUUGAAGAUGAUGAAGCUGAUACAGUUACAGAAUAUGAGAUUUUUGCUGUGGUGACUCAUUCGGGGAUGCUUGAAUCUGGGCAUUAUGUAACUUUCCUACGUUUAAAUAACCAGUGGUAUAAAUGUGAUGAUGCUUGGAUAUUGGAGGUUGACGAAGCAACUGUCAGAGCAUCGCAGUGUUAUAUGAUAUUCUAUCUGCAGAAGAUGUUCUAUCACAAAACAAGUGAGGAUUUGAGCUGUUCACCCAUUUCCCCUCGAAGAGAUGCUUUUCUUCCUAUAGCUGGUUGUUGCUGAUAACUGGUGUGUGUGUGCUGGAUUUCAAGAGGCUUGGAAAUUACCAUAUGGAGUGUAUGGCGAAAGGUCACACUCACGUUGCAAAGCUCGGGAAACACCUGAUCUCUGCAAUCAACCCUGCAGCGAUGGAUGCUCGAGAUAUGAGGGACCCAAGUGAUUUUCGGGUUGAGAUUUAAUUUGAUUCAAAAGGUGCUGCGUCUUCUGACUACUUACCUGGAACGAAGCUGAUAAGCUUCACUACGGUACAAACUGCAGAUGAUGCCAUGCUGCUAACCGUAAUUGGCUAAAUUUCGCUGAUAACAAUUGCAGCGACAGAGUUGGAGGGUGGAACGCCGUGCUUGUUAGAAUGCAAACUUUCCUGCUACAGAAAAAAAAAAUCUGAUGAAACUGAGCAAUUGUGCAUUCUGAACUACUUUUAGCAUUGGCCUAGAAUUUGGUAAGAGGAUUUGAAGAAAUCUUGUAUAGAAUAUAAGUGAACAGUUAAAAAUGAUUGGUCUUUCUAACAUUUUCUUCAUGCUGUAAUGAGUAAUGACCCUGAAUUUUUCCUGUGGUCAAUUUGAAGUUUAUCAGAAAAUAGUAAUUUCUUUCCA
This is a messenger RNA of Beta vulgaris subsp. vulgaris (sugar beet), 2649 nucleotides long. RefSeq names its product ubiquitin C-terminal hydrolase 22. NCBI's taxonomy places the organism in Eukaryota, Viridiplantae, Streptophyta, Magnoliopsida, Caryophyllales, Amaranthaceae. The transcript is spliced from 3 exons. The coding region runs from base 437 to 2059 and encodes 540 amino acids. Gene Ontology annotation, molecular function: zinc ion binding; cysteine-type deubiquitinase activity. Gene Ontology annotation, biological process: protein deubiquitination. The record is from RefSeq and is a predicted model, not a curated record.